AUCUCGGUGUUUAGGAAAGACCUUUUAUAGCAGUGUUUGUUUUCAAACUACCAAAUAGUAAAAUACCAAACCUGAACUUCACAAUUUUUGUUCAAUAAAUAGAUCUAGAUCUAUCUAGAUCUAUAUUGAUUAUUCUAUUUGUACACACAAUAAAAUAAUUAUUUCAGAUACCUAUUUAUUUAAAAAUUGAGGAGGUUAACGCAAAAUAUUGAGAUGAAGCUGCUUACACAUAACAUGCUCACAUCAAAUAUUAUAAAAGGUGUAACUAAAGGAUUCCCUCUGAAAAUUGUGCCCAAAAAGGUUGAAGUAAAAGAAGUUGAUUACAACCAAGCCUUCAUUGUGAGAACAUUAACCAAGAUAGACUGGGAUGCACUUCACCAAGCUGCUGUUGAGACUGGCCAUGGUGAUGGUUUGCCCAGUGCACUAGGAGAAAACUACCAACAGGAUGAGGAUCUCCUUAAAAAAAUUCAUAAUGCUCUAUUACAGGUUGAAGUGAUUGAGGGAGAACUGGUCUGUCCUGAGUCUGGUCGAAAGUUUCCCAUAGCAAAUGGAAUUCCUAAUAUGCUUUUAUUGGAAAAUGAAGUUGGAAAUUGAACUUAUUUCUUUUGUAUGAUUUUUGUUGUGUUCAUCUUGUAAAUAAUCAUUAUGCAUAAAAAUAUGCAUUUCUCAGUCAUAUUGAGCCAUGUAAAUUCAUUUUGUUUUAAUUUUCAGUGAAGAAAAAGUGGUAUU
This is a messenger RNA of Physella acuta, 729 nucleotides long. Its product is annotated as multifunctional methyltransferase subunit TRM112-like protein. The record is from RefSeq and is a predicted model, not a curated record. Gene Ontology annotation, molecular function: protein heterodimerization activity. Gene Ontology annotation, biological process: peptidyl-glutamine methylation; tRNA methylation; rRNA (guanine-N7)-methylation. NCBI's taxonomy places the organism in Eukaryota, Metazoa, Mollusca, Gastropoda, Physidae.